This is a messenger RNA of Truncatella angustata, 1545 nucleotides long. Its product is annotated as chaperonin 10-like protein. Gene Ontology annotation, cellular component: cytosol. The coding region runs from base 256 to 1401 and encodes 381 amino acids. Lineage: Eukaryota; Fungi; Ascomycota; Sordariomycetes; Amphisphaeriales; Sporocadaceae. Gene Ontology annotation, molecular function: S-(hydroxymethyl)glutathione dehydrogenase [NAD(P)+] activity; zinc ion binding. The record is from RefSeq and is a predicted model, not a curated record. Gene Ontology annotation, biological process: formaldehyde catabolic process. The transcript has 5 exons.
AAUGCCAUCUCAUCUGGCCCCACCAAACAUAUCGUGUAGGAAUAAAUAUCCUUUUGGGCGGGGCUCAUAUAGAUCUCCGCACGGAAACCAGCUUCAUACCCGCAAGAGCUACACCUAUAUUAAAUUUAGGCUUUGGGUUCGGCAGUACCAAUCUUGCACUCUGCUUGAACACAUAUAAGACUGCGAGCCCCUGACUGACCGAACCCGAUCACAUCAAUUGUCUUAUUCAUCCUACCAUUUUUCUACUCGUACACGAUGUCUGACACAGUUGGCAAGACCAUUACUUGCAAGGCCGCCGUGGCAUGGGAGGCCGGCAAGCCGCUCAGCAUUGAGGAUAUCGAAGUCGCACCCCCCCAGGCUCAUGAAGUCCGUAUCCAGAUUUACUACACUGGAGUUUGUCACACAGAUGCGUAUACACUGUCCGGAAAGGACCCCGAGGGUGCAUUCCCUAUUGUCCUUGGUCACGAGGGUGCCGGUCUCGUCGAGUCGGUCGGCGAGGGAGUUACCAACGUGAAGCCUGGCGACCACGUCGUUGCUCUCUACACACCCGAGUGUAAGGAAUGCAAGUUCUGCAAGUCAGGAAAGACAAAUCUAUGCGGCAAGAUCCGAGCGACACAGGGUAAGGGAGUUAUGCCUGAUGGCACCUCCCGAUUCAAGUGCAAGGGCAAGGACCUGCUUCACUUCAUGGGAACCUCGACCUUCUCGCAAUAUACCGUGGUAGCAGAUAUCUCCGUCGUUGCCGUGCAACAAGAUGCUCCUAUGGACCGAACAUGUCUGUUGGGAUGUGGUAUCACAACGGGUUACGGUGCCGCCAGAAUCACUGCCAACGUUGAGGAGGGUUCAAAUGUCGCUGUUUUCGGCGCAGGCUGUGUCGGACUCUCUGUCGUGCAGGGUGCCCUGGUACAAAAGGCGGGCAAGAUCAUUGUUGUCGAUGUGAACCCUUCAAAGGAGGAGUGGUCCAAACAAUUUGGUGCUACCGAUUUUGUUAACCCUACGAAGCUCGGCGACCAAAGCAUCCAAGACAAGCUCAUCGAGAUGACAGAUGGCGGCUGCGACUACACCUUUGACUGCACCGGUAACGUCGGUGUCAUGAGGGCGGCUCUUGAGGCCUGCCACAAGGGAUGGGGCCAGAGUAUCAUCAUUGGUGUUGCCGCUGCGGGCCAGGAAAUCUCUACUCGACCAUUCCAACUGGUCACUGGCCGUCAAUGGAAGGGAUGCGCUUUCGGUGGUGUGAAGGGUCGUUCUCAAUUGCCUGGCCUGGUCACGGAUUACCUCGAGGGUAGGUUAAAGGUUGAUGAGUUCAUCACCCACAGAAAGACGCUGCCCGAGAUUAACCCUGCAUUUGAGGUAAUGAAGGCAGGAGACUGCAUUCGUUGCGUGGUUGACAUGAAGAACAUUUAAAAGGUUGAGUGCGAGUAGAAAGCCAUAAUGCAGGCGGUUCAUUAAAAAAUGAGGAGAAAAUGUACCCGGAUGGCCAUCCCACCACGCCUGGCUAGCUUUUCGCAAUACAGAAGUAAAAUUAAAAAAAAAAAAAUUUCUUUCCAA